Messenger RNA from Geodia barretti, 678 nucleotides. Lineage: Eukaryota; Metazoa; Porifera; Demospongiae; Tetractinellida; Geodiidae. The record is from the annotation of a GenBank genome assembly.
AUGACAGAGACUGCGCUCAAGGUCAGGAUCGACCUGCAUGUCCACACCCGCCACUCCCACGACUCGGCUGCGCCUGUUGACUCGGUGCUUCGGCGAUGCCAGGACUCCGGGUUGGGGAUGGUCGCCAUCACGGACCACGACAACAUUCGGGGCGGUCUGGAGGCCAGAGAGAGGGCAGCGGGCUUUCCGGUGAUAGUCGGCGAGGAGAUCAAAUCAGCCAAGGGAGACAUUAUCGGGCUGUUCCUGGAAGAACCCGUUCCGUCCAGAUUGAGUCCACAGGAAACAGCCAGGCGGGUUAAGGACCAGGGAGGACUGGUCGGGGUGCCACACCCCUUCGACAGAGUCCGUCCCACCGCCAUGGGCCUCAGGGCCAUUGAGGAAAUCCUGCCGUGGGUGGAUUUUCUCGAAGGCUAUAACGCCCACACGUUCCUGUCGAUGGACAACCGCCGGGGAGUGGAGUUUGCCGGAGCUCAUGCCUUGCCGGUCGUUGCCUGCAGCGACUCCCAUUCAGCACUGGAACUGGGCCGCACCUUCACCGAGGUGCCCGCCGAUGAACUGAACGGGACGCCUGAGGGACUGAUGCGGGCGAUUCGGAGAGGCGCCUGUGUGGGACGCCGUCCGAACCCCUGGCUGAUGCUGACCCCGGCAUACGCCAAACUCUGCAAGCUUGUGGCCUGA